CGUCGUGACGCCGGUGACGUGGAGCGCAUAGUUUGUGUGUGAGAUCCUGUGAUGAUGUCCACUGUCUGGGUGAAUCUCAUCCGCUGUGAUCCACUACAAAUCUCCAGCGGGACUUAUCUUCAUUGACGGGGGGCUCCUUUCCAAUGGCAUGCCAUCAGUCUAGGCUUGAGUCAUCUGAUCGCGCGGGUUGUUCGAUGCGGAUGUCGGAUCCAGCGCAGGGCCGGUGAGGGACGCGCAUGAAGCCGGAGAGAGCAACAGAGGAGCGGCUGUGAUUUCUGCGCUCCUUCGCUGAUCCCCCUGUGUCAACUCAUCAGAGCUCAGUACACAACACACACCUGCAACAUAAUCAGCUUCAGCGGGUUUGAAUAAACACCUUCCAGAUGAGCAGCACAGGAUGCCAGCACCUGAACAACUAGACAUGGAGGUGAUGACCCCUCUAAUGGAGGAAGAAGGAGGUGAGGAGGAGGAGGAUGCAGACGUAGAUGAAGACUCAGAGCAUCUGCCGCAAGGCAUCACGUUUACUCAAACCCUGCUGCAUCUCUUAAAGGGGAAUAUCGGCACAGGAUUGCUUGGGCUUCCUCUAGCAGUGAAGAAUGCUGGGAUAGUGCUCGGUCCGGUCAGUCUGGUUCUGAUGGGCGUUGUAUGCAUUCACUGCAUGCACAUCCUGGUCAACUGCAGUCAUCAGCUCAGUGAGCGGUUGAAGCGUUCCCCCCUCGGUUACAGCAACACGGUUGCAGUUGCCAUGGAGACGAGUUCCUCCCAGUGCCUGAGGAGAGGUGCUCAUGUUGGGAGGCACUUGGUGAAUUUCUUCCUGGUUUUGACCCAGCUGGGCUUCUGUAGCGUUUAUUUUGUGUUCCUGGCUGAGAACAUUAAACAGGUGAUGGAGGGAACUCAUCUGAACAGCUCUGUGGAGACUGUGCUGUUAUACUCCAACAGCUCAGAGGAGGGCGCCGUCUCCCCCACAGCGCCUUCUGUGUCCGCAGCUGCGGGGCUGGACCUGCGGCUCUACAUGGUCUUCCUCCUUCCCUUCAUCAUCGUUCUGACCUUCAUCAGAGACCUGAGGAACAUGGCCGCCCUCUCCGCCAUCGCCAACCUCUGUAUGGCUAUCAGCCUCGUCCUCAUCUACACAUAUAUACUCAACGAUGUGAGUGAUCCCAGACGUCUGCCGUACGCCUCCACGUGGAGGAAGUUUCCCUUCUUCUUUGGAACAGCUAUAUUUGCCUUUGAGGGAAUUGGAGUGGUUCUUCCAUUGGAGAAUCAAAUGAGGGAACCGAAGCGAUUCCCUCAAGCCCUCAACAUCGGCAUGGGCGUCAUCAUCGUCCUUUACGUGACCCUGGCGACGCUGGGAUACCUGCGCUUCAGAGACGACAUCAAAGGAAGCAUCACGCUUAACCUUCCACAUGAUUCCUGGUCUAAUCAGCUGGUGAAGGUCUUGUACUCAUUCGGUGUGUUUGUGAGUUUUGCGGUGCAGUUUUUCGUGCCGGCGGAGAUUCUGGUUCCGCCCGUGUGCGAGCGCGUCAAGAAGAGCUGGAGACGGGUGGCUGAUCUCAGCCUGCGAGCGCUGCUCGUCUGCCUCACCUGUAUAACGGCAGUCUUGAUACCGCGGUUAGAUCUGGUGAUCUCAUUGGUCGGUGCUGUUAGCAGCUCGGCACUGGCGCUCGUCUUCCCACCACUGGUGGAGCUGGUGGCAUUUCCCAGUCAACCUCCUCCUCCUCUCCUGCUCCUCAAAGACCUCUCCAUUGCCGCCCUCGGCUUCAUCGGCUUCCUGACCGGGACUUACGUGACGCUGGAGGAGAUCAUUUAUCCUGACGACCAAGGACAGACCAGUUUCCAUGACAAUGGGAACUGGACCACACCCACUACCUCACCGCCCUGAAGACCACGCCCACAAACGAAGGACCAGUCAAGGCACAUUUCCAUAUUUAAAGGGCACAGUGUCAUUUUGAAUACUGUAACAGCACAGGCGCUUUUUUUGCUCUGGGAUGGAGAGCUUGUCUUAUAAGGGUUGAGGUGGUUUUUUUAUAGCUCAAUUUGUUGUUCAUUCCACAGGCGCAUGCCUGAGGUGCACGGCUGUAGCGCUGAUUGCGAGCGUGUGUGUGUGAGUGAGUGAUGGUGUGCAUGGGAAAUAUUUCCUCUGUACGGCCUUAUGGACUUUCGAUGACUCCACCCUGUUCUAGAUGGAAUGGCUUUGACUCCAUCAGGUCGGUGGAGCGUAUAGCAUGACGGGCCGUCAGCAUUUAACACUCCAGGAGAGCGCUGGAGAAAUAUUGCACACUGUAAAGAAUGUAUGUUCUCGCUGACUAGAGGUAUUAUUAAUAAACCAAUCGUUUCUCCUGAGGCGUGUGAUAUUAAAUUUUUUUUUCUUUGUUCUUUUUUGACUGCUGCAGUAUUCAUGGGGAAUAAUGAGUCUUUUAUUUAAUGACAAACUUUGGAACAUUAAAUGUAUUACAGGCUAUUAAACUGUUAAGUAAAAAUCCACUCUGCAAGUCUGGAUUUUUUUCGGAACUAUUCAGGAUUCAAAACGAGCUGUUUCAACCAUAUUUGUAAUUUCUUGUCAUUUAACACACAUCGUUUUUGACUCAUCCUUCAGUUUGUAAUGACAAGCAAAAAUCAUGUUUGCACUAAUGCAGGAACAAAAGAAGGCAUUCAA
Onychostoma macrolepis is the source of this 2650-nucleotide messenger RNA. RefSeq names its product solute carrier family 36 member 4 (gene slc36a4). The record is from RefSeq and is a predicted model, not a curated record. Gene Ontology annotation, biological process: L-alanine transport; amino acid transmembrane transport. Gene Ontology annotation, molecular function: L-alanine transmembrane transporter activity; L-proline transmembrane transporter activity. Gene Ontology annotation, cellular component: vacuolar membrane. Lineage: Eukaryota; Metazoa; Chordata; Actinopteri; Cypriniformes; Cyprinidae. The transcript is spliced from 12 exons. The coding region runs from base 395 to 1876 and encodes 493 amino acids.